AUGUCAGAUAGUUGGGCUAUUUACCAUCAUUCUGAAUUUAGCAAGUAUAAGAUUGAACUCAAUACCCCUGCUCUUCUAUUGCUUAAAUACUCGGGUCCUGUCUCAGAAGUCUUUCCCAUGAAGAGCUUGUGUUCUCUUGUCAAAGUUGAUAUUGAAUUUUAUAGAGACAGAGUAUGGGGAGACUAUGAAUUUAAUCAAAGGUCGACAACUGAACUUGCUCAAGAAAUAUAUAAUGUUCAUAGUCUUCAUUUAUCUGGUGGAUCAAUUGAGUUGAAAUGUGAUUCAGUUCCUAUAAACCAUUCAUACCCUCAAACUGCUAUGCUUACCCUUCAGAUGUAUGAUUGCGAACUACCAGUGUUUCAUAAUUUGACCUUUUUGGAGCUUGGUGUUUGCUAUGCUGGAUGGGAAUUGCUGCCAAACUUACUUGAUAGCUCACCACAUCUGAGAACUCUUGUUUUUAAGGAGAUUCACCUCAAGAUGAUUGACACGGGGGAAUUCCAAGGAGAAAAGCACGAGCUUAAAAUGGUGAAGUACUUUUUACACAAUGCAAAAGUCUUGAAGACACUGAAUAUUCGUCUCUUGAUGACCGAGACCAAACAGGAGAAGUCUGAAGUUUACAAGAAGUUAUUGAAAAUACGGAGGAGUUCAACAAGUUGUAGAGUUGUUAUUUCCUGA
Molecule: messenger RNA, 675 nt
Organism: Ilex paraguariensis (yerba mate)
Lineage: Eukaryota; Viridiplantae; Streptophyta; Magnoliopsida; Aquifoliales; Aquifoliaceae
Source: the annotation of a GenBank genome assembly